This is a messenger RNA of Motacilla alba alba, 9427 nucleotides long. RefSeq names its product cell adhesion molecule 2 (gene CADM2). The transcript is spliced from 11 exons. The record is from RefSeq and is a predicted model, not a curated record. Bases 520 to 1854 code for a protein of 444 amino acids. NCBI's taxonomy places the organism in Eukaryota, Metazoa, Chordata, Aves, Passeriformes, Motacillidae.
GGCGGGGCCAGUCUCAGAAAGGGGCGGGGCGAGCGGAGGUUGCCCUUGUGUCUCGCGCCGGGAAGCGGCUGGAGCGGAGCGGCGUCCCUGCGCAUCCCCCCCCGCCUCCGCCGCCCCGCGGCGGCACGGUACGGGACAGCCUGGCAUAGCUGAGCGGAGAGGCGGACGGACGGACGGACGGACGGGCACGGCGGCAGGGGCAAGGGGAGCUAGCGGGGGCACCUGGCACCGCUCCGCGGUGGGAACCUGAACCUGCCCAGCAGCGCCGGAGCCAGCGGAGAGAGCCGCUCUUUCCUCCUCCUCCUCCUCCUCCUCCCUCCCCAAUCCACCCCCGCGACCCUGGUCCUCCUCCUCCUCCUCCUCCUCCUCACCCCACUGGAUACAGCGAGGGAGACACUGCGGCGGAGGCGGCGGCGGCGGCGGCUCCUGCGGGGGGAAGGAAGCGCCCGGAGAGCGGAGCGGCGGGAGGCUGCGGAUCUGCGUGCCUGGCGCCCACCCAGCCCGAGGGGAGCCCCCAGGAUGCGGCUGAAGCCCGGCGCGCUCCUGCGCUUCUACAGCCUCUGCGGGAUCCUCGUACAAGUGGCUGCUACAAAGAACAAAGCUAGAGGCAGCCAAGGGCAGUUCCCACUCACACAGAACGUCACAGUUGUUGAAGGUGGAACAGCAAAUUUGACCUGCAGGGUCGAUCAAAAUGAUAACACCUCCCUCCAGUGGUCAAAUCCAGCUCAACAGACACUGUACUUCGAUGACAAGAAAGCUCUGAGGGACAACAGAAUCGAGCUGGUGCGAGCGUCGUGGCACGAGCUGAGUAUCAGUGUCAGCGACGUGUCCCUGUCGGACGAAGGGCAGUACACCUGCUCUUUGUUCACCAUGCCUGUCAAAACCUCCAAGGCUUUCCUCACCGUCCUCGGUGUUCCUGAGAAGCCACAAAUUACUGGAUUUACCUCACCAGUUAUGGAGGGAGAGAGGAUGCAGCUCACUUGCAAGACAUCUGGUAGUAAGCCAGCAGCUGAUAUCAGAUGGUUCAAGAAUGACAAAGAAGUGAAAGAUGUUAAAUAUAUAAAAGAAGAAGAUGCAACUCGUAAAACAUUCACAGUCAGCAGCACGCUGGAUUUCCUAGCAGAUCGCAGUGAUGAUGGUGCAGUUGUAAGUUGCAGAGUAGAUCAUGAGUCCCUAAACUCUACACCUCAGAUAGCAAUGCAGGUUCUAGAAAUACACUAUACACCUUUAGUUAAAAUCAUUUCUUCCAAUUCAUGGCCUGAAGAAGGACAAUCUAUAAUUUUGACUUGUGAAUCCAAAGGAAAACCAGUGCCAGAACCAGUACUGUGGACAAAGGACGGUGGAGAACUACCAGAUCCAGAGAGAAUGGUUGUCAAUGGCAGGGUUUUAAGCAUCAGCUUCCUGAACAAAACAGACAAUGGCACGUAUCGAUGUGAAGCAAAAAAUCCCAUUGGCCGAAACAGCACAGAAUAUGUCCUGAUAGUACAUGAUGUUUUCAACACUUUGCUUCCCACUACUGUCAUCCCCUCCCUUACCACUGCAACAGUCACAACCAAUGUAGCCUUAACAGCCAGCACAACCACAUCGGCAACAGCCACCAGCAUCAGAGAUCCAAAUGCUUUGGCUGGACAGACCGGACCUGAUCACGCUCUUAUAGGAGGAAUAGUGGCUGUAGUUGUCUUUGUAACACUAUGUUCUAUAAUUCUCCUUGGUCGAUACCUGGCAAGACAUAAAGGAACAUAUUUAACAAAUGAAGCAAAAGGAGCUGAAGAUGCACCUGAUGCCGACACAGCCAUUAUCAAUGCAGAAGGCAGCCAAGUCAAUGCAGAGGAGAAAAAAGAGUAUUUCAUUUAGAUGCAGAGCUAGAAUCUUGGAGUUUUACUUAUCAGGCUGACUGCUGGAGAAAACUGGCUAUCAUUUCUCAGAAUUCAUUUCUGCCAUCUUCUGCUAUCUUUAUUAACUCGCAUACCUGCUAUAAGUAGCCAGUUUAUGCCAACAAUCAGCUGUUGACAUCAUCAUUCUAUAAUUACAGUAUCAUGCAUAAAACAGGACAUUUCUUAUUGCCUAAAAAUCAUAUCCACUGCUCUCUUAACAUACAGUGCUUGAAUAUACAGCCUUAACAAUGUUAAUCAUCAUUUUAAUCCAAGUUUUCUACAUAUUUAAGUGUUAUGCAGCUUUCUUUUCCAGUUUUCUUUCAUCAUGUCCCUAUUAGUAUGUCAUAGAACAAAAUUCAUAACAACUACUAUUAGGUAAGGUCAUAAUUUACUUACAGAAAAUGUUAAGUCUAAGAUUAGAGGUUUACAAAGAAUAUUUUAUACCUGUCUAUCUAUAAUUCAAAAAGCAACUUGUUUUUGAAACAUAUGCCCUUGGAAACACAAAUUGAAAUCUGUUUAGUAUAGUUUCUCAUAUGUUUGGAUUUGGUGGGAAAAAAGAUCAGUCCAGUGAAUUUUUCGGGGUCUUUUACUUUGCUUUGUUAUGAUUUAAAUGGUACCUUGACAACAGUGCCAUGUUUCAGUGGUGAAAACAUGCUGAGUAGCUAUACAGAUUCUGCAAAGUUAGGUAAUAGAGCUUCUUUUGAAACAGUUUGUCCUGCCCUUUUACUGACUUUUGGGAUCACAAAGAUUAGAGAACUUUCUGAGUAAUUUAUGUUUUUAUAAUUUAUUUGCUAAACAUGAACUCACCUGCCUCCUCAAAUUUGAUGUGUUCAUGGGGCACAAUUGCAAGGCAUUUUAGUAUCUGUAUAUAGUGCAUAUAAUAAAUUCAAUUAAACAUUAUUUGAUACAUAUUCAACUUUUUUGGCGGUAGCUAAGUCAGUCACAAGUAAGCAUUUUCUAAUGUCCAUUAUAUCCCUUUAGAUAUGACUCAAAAUCAAUAUUCUGAGUAGAUAACAUGUGUUAGUAUUUUUUUGUCUGUAUGUCCUAGCACUGUUCAGCAGCAAACUUUUCUAGUUCUUGUUAAUUUUUUCUUUGUUAUACAAUGGAAGCACAAUGUUAUAUGGAAAGGUAGUUUUAUGCUAACAACCAGUGCACAGCCUCAGGUUUUAAAUUACAACCACAUUUGAUUACUAUCCUUAAAAAGUACUAUUGAGUUGCUAAAAUUCUCAAUUUUAAUUUGGCAGUUCCAGAGCUGCUUCUCUAUGUUGGUUUGCCAAAAAAAAAAAAAAAAAAACUUAAAAAAAAAAAAAAGAAAAAAAAUUAAAAAUAGAAGUGUUAAAACAAAAGAUAUAUGUUUUGUGUAUACAGUAAAUGGACUAAUUCUUUAUAUUAAAUUCCUGUCUAUGCAUUUUGUGAGGUACAAACUUAUGUCACCGUGAAUGAUAGAGAAUUCCUGCCAUGCUUUUAGCUCCACAGUGAAGGUCUCUGUUUGGAUUAUUUCUGAUUUUUUUUUUUUUUUUUGUGUAAUUGACAGCUGAAAAAUCACAUGCUCUUAAAUACGACAACAAAACACUGUAAGCCCAUCGGCUUAUUUCCUCUUCCAAUGAAAAGAAAAGGUUGCCAUAACAGGUCUUGGAAAUGAUUCUACACUGGAGAACGCAAGUUAAGUCUAGUUGGAGCUCGCUUUGCUCCUGUGUUUUGCACCUUUGAAAAAAGAAGUAUUUCUCUCUGGUUGAUGUGUUUGUGAAGCAUAAAAGCAUGAUGGUCUGCUGUAAAGGACUUUCUCCUGGGAUUUUAUUUUUGUGUGGGGAAGGGAGAAUUUGGAAUACGACAUCAUGUGGUAUGGUAAAAUGGAAGAUAAAGGUGCUGUGACAGAUUAUUUAUCAGAAGAAUAUAAACCUUUUAAGGACAAUAUUAGAGUAUUUUAAUUGUUUUUGUUGAAGCAUUUAUCUUGUUAAUUUCUAAGAAAAAAGGGUGACGUCAAUCAAAGCAGCACUUUUUUUCAAAAUAUACAGACAUAAAUAAUAUGAUGUGGUUGAGUGUUAACAUAAUAAAUCAUAUACAGUAUGACAUUUUAAAGAAAUAAGUCUGCAUUGAUGUGAUUGCAUGCUUGUUUUUACAGUUCACUCCAUACCCAUCUGUGGAAAAAUGCAAUAAUAUGUUAAUAUAAUAUGGUAGUUUGAGAGAACCAGGUAGGUGCUACUAGACACAUUGAAAACUAGUAUAGGUUUACAAGAUAUUCAUGUCUUUCAAAACAUAAACAUGUAAACGGCUGGCAAAGGAAGUCAUUCAGUUUAAUACCAAAAAUAUGGGUUCUUGUCACAGCAGUAAGUUACAUUAGCUGUAGUACAGUAUCAAAGUUUUAUUUCAGGACCUGGGGCCCAGUUCAACAAAGCUUUUAAGCACAUAGUCAGCUUCAGGCAUCAGAGGAGUUCCCUUGGAGUAUAAGGCACAGUUCAUAUGCUUAAAAACGAAGUGCUUCCCUGGAUGAGGGCCUUAUUUGCUCCAGUGGAAUUCCCCACCAGCGUGGUGUUUACACCUUUCUUCAUCCUUCCUAACUCCAGCUUGCUUGAAUAGUAGGGUUGUUACUUGAACCAUUACCCAGCCAAGGUCAGGUAGGGCCUUCAAAAGCAGGAUUGGCCUUGUGGUAACCAUUUCAAACCAUAUUCUCCAGUGGCAUACAAAUAGCAUUUCAACUUGGCAAAAAAACAGAUAUAAACUGUACUGUUAAGACAGGUUUGUUUGGUUGUUUGUUUUUUUUUUUCCAUUGGCUUUCAAUUAAAACUGUUCACAUGACCUCAUUUUUACCCAUUUGAUCUUCCGUUGCCUUGCACCUGGUGAUGUCCCUUGCAGCUGUGCACAGCAGGUGUGAAAAGCCCCCCACAGAGAUUUCUACCUGGAUAGCACUUUGCAGGCCUAUCUGGUCUUCACGGGUUCAAAUUACUACAUUGGGUGUAAAGAGGCAUCCCUCUUUUCUGUCAGCAGAGUCAUGUUUCAACACUAAUGGCAUUAAGUAGGCUGAAAGCCAUUUGUCCAUUCCUUUUGCCGGAGUUCCCAUUCUGAAAAGAAAAAAAAAAGUUUUUAUGAUGGUGUGAGGCACCAGCGAGUGUGUAAAAUGGAGGCUCUGAAUGGGAACCACCUUCACUAAAAUGUAUGUGACAUCCUCUCCCUCAAUCACUUGCAGAGUAGUUUUCUCCAGACCAGGUAGCUAGUUUCUGCCAGUGUACUGUUUACAGUGUUGAUUGCUGAUUAUUUUUAAACUUUUUGACGUAGACUUUAUUAUUUUUUGGGGUUUUUUUGGUUUUUUUUUAAUGCUUCAAGAACAUUCUCAUGAUUUGAACAAGAAAGCAGUGCAUCAGAAGACAAGGGGUGCAUCAUCCCACUCUUUUAGUGUCAUCUGACAAACCAAGAGACAGUUUAAGGAACCUGAUGUUUAACUUGAGGCUCAGAGUUUAAGCUAGAACAUCUCAAAAAGUUUCCACAUUACUUAAGGAUGGUUCGUCUUGCACUAAGACUCCCUCUCUAAAGGAACACAUGAAGAAAAACAACUUUUCUAAGUGAGACAUGAAAGUUAACAUCUUGUGUGUUUUCAUUGCAGUAUAAUAUAUAUAUAAAUAUAUAUAUAUAGCUAUUUCAAUGAAAAGAAAGGACAGAAUCAUCUGUAAUUAUGUAAUUCAUGAUUGUAACAGCACUGAAGUUACCAUGUACGCACAUGUACAGUAGCUCUUUCAACAGUUACAGUGUAGUUACAUGUAAUUCCCUGUAACAUAGCAGUUCUAGUGUAAUUUAGUGCCACUUAUUGUAAAGUGUUACCAAAAGGAAAACGGACUUCUUACCUUUAGAAUUCCGUUCCAAUUAAAGGUAAGUUUAUUAAAUUAGCAUCAUUAAAUCUGAUAUUGCGUUUCUUAAUUAAGGAGGUGAUUUAAAACUCUCAUGUUCACACUGCAGCUUCCCCCCAUGGCUUUCCCAGACUCCUCCAAAUGUCUAAUCUCUACACUCCUAGGGACUGGUAAUCUGUGAUGAGCAUACCAAAAAUCCCAGCUACUCCAACUUUAAUUGAACAAGCUGUCUAAUAAAGAAAAGCAGCAACAACAAAAAUGAUGAGUAAUGCUUUUUAUUAAGUGGCACAAAGUACACACUAAAAACUAUGCAAAAAUAUAGGUAAAUACAGUGUACUUACAUGUAAGUAUCUUGUACUUGCUGUGUAUGGAUAUUGGAAAACCAUGUAAUUAUAAUAUGCAUUUUGAUUAUUUCAAGCAAGGGGUGACCCCCAACAGUCACAAGGGAAAAGUGGAAGGUACAUCUACAAGCAGUGUGGAUAUCCUAAUGCAAUAUGUGUAAUUCCUCUACUUGCAAUGACAACUAAUUUAUAAAUAAUACUGCUCCUCAUUCUCACCAGCUUUGCUUUCCAUUUCUUGGAGCGCCAUUAAAUACCACUGAAACGCCUUUAGGCAAAGACACUGACUCCUCUAAUGGCUUUGCUGCCAGCACUCUGAAUGUCUGGCAACACUGUUCUGUAAUCUUAUUGCUGGCUCAACAGCACAAGUUUCAUCUUUUUUUCUGUCCUCAAGGGAGCCUAGUAUGUUAAGAUGCUGAAAUAUGCUGCCAAUAUGCCCUGGUAUUUUUAGCAUGAACAACAGAGAAAGAGAGAGAGAGAGAGAGAGAGAAAGAGAGACCUGCAUUCUUCUGACCCCUAUUUUGCUGAAUCACCUCACCUGGAAUUUCCACUGCUUGCUCAGUAACACCAGGUAUUCUUAAAUUGUAAGUACAAAAUGCUUCCAUUACAGUACAGAGUAUGCCCUAAAUGAUAAAGCUAAUGUUUUUGUAAACAUGAAGUUUUGUAUUGUAGAUAUUUUUCCUUCUUGGCACUUUUCCAUCAUGUCCUUCCAGAAGAAAUGCACCAAAAGAUAGAUAACAUAGACUAGCAAAAGAAGACAAGAAUUUUUUUUUAACCUUCUUGUGGUUGCCAUUGCUGUCAACCUCCUUUCUGUCCUGUGUAAUAGGCUAAAUAAAUGUAUUUAGCAACUGCCAUUAGCAUCAUUCCACACUAUAUUAUUCCUAGAAUAUGACAUCUACCUCUUAGUCUAAAUACUAGCUAUGACAUAUUUGUAUACAUUUUAAAUACUAUUGAAUCUUUGCUUUAGUCUUGAAAUGAAACCACUCUAUUUUUUUUUCUGUUAAAAAUAGGUAAAAAUAGUUUCUGGGUUCAUAAUUCUUGCCCUGUUCUUAAUUUUGGUAUAGUUUUAGCUUUUUAACAGGGCAUAAGGACACAGCCUCAGCUGGUACAAAUCAGCUUCACUCUGUUGCCUUAAAUGUGGGCCAAUUUACACUGGCUGGGGAUUCAUCCCAAACAGCUUAAAAAUAAACUGCUAUAACACAUCAAUAUUUAGUCAGCUCUAGAUAAUGAUUUGCAGUCCAACUGCAACACAAUUCUUCCAAGUAAGACAUGCACGUAUGAAGAGAAACUUUAAAAAGCACAUGCAAGCUUUUGAAUUAAAUAUGCAAUAUCAACACUGUUGAGAUAUCCUGACUUGUCUCUCACUUAUUUAAACAUAAUAUUGCCAGGGCAUGUUUACAUUAAAAACACUCAAUAUAUGGGGAGCAGAGAAGGACUAUUGCAAACAGCAGGACAAAAUUAAAUUAAUAGAGAAGCCUUUGAUGUCAACAGAACAGAGUAGAAACUCUUUUGAGAGUAGGACUUCCUACAGGGUUUUUCAGGGUGGACCUAAGGCCUCUAAAACACGUGAAAGUUGUUUACUUGGCAUUAAGAGAAGCUAGCACAGUUCCUUCUUGCUGUCGAGGAAUCCCACCCAGCACUCUGCACUUCUUUUAACUCAGGAGAAAAUAAGGGUACAAACAUGGUUGAACAGCACACUUCUGUAUCACUCCACAUCCUCAGGAUGCUCCAAGCCUCGUGCGCUUCCAGCAGCCCUUAAGAGAAUUCUUCCAGCAUCUAGGAAUCAUCCUGUUGUCGAGCUGUGUUCAUUUUCUUCAGCAGUGUUUAAUGUACUCACAACCACACAGAAGGUGUGAAGCCAAUUUGAAUGAGUCUGCAGUUCUAAGGGCUUCCAGAGCCUUGCAGUAGAUGGGGAAAAAUUAAAAAAAAAAUAAAAAUUCUUCCUGGCUUCUGUGUUUACUGUAGGUCUGCCCUCCACAUUCUGUGUCUUAAGUCAUUUAUUCUCUGCUGGGCUAAAAGCAGUGGUCUAAUUGGAAAGGAGGAAGGAAAAGUAUCUCCUCUGAAAGGAGCAGUCUGUGCUACUAUUAAAGAAAGGUUCAAGGGUUUUUGUUUCUUCCCUUUUUUAAGAUUUCAGUCGCAAAACCAAGCCUGUUGGGGUCAGCACUUUAGCACUUUCCCUGUGUUCAGGGUCAAGCCAGCAGUGUUUCAUGUGUGAGCUCUUGUCUCCUGUUUCAGCACAAACUACAGACAGUCUUAGCCUGCCCUUAUGCAUAGUGCUGAAAACCACCAAUGCUAUUUUCUUCUAAACAUAAUAAUUUUCUCAGUCUUGUUCUAAAAUGAAAUAUUGAAGGGUUUUUAUAAUAGGUGUAAAGGGAGGGAGUUUAAAGUAAUAGCUUGUAAAUAAGAUUGUAAGGAUGAUCAUCAACUCUUUAUGUUGAUUAUAAAGAGGAGGAUAGUCUUUAAUUGCUGGGCUGAUUUCUUUAUCACUUCCUCUUUCUCUCCUUUCUAUGCAUAUUGAUUAAUGUUAGUAAAUAUGCAGUUGCACAUGUUGUCCUUUUUCAGUGAAUGCAGAUUUGCUUAUACCCCUAUACAGCUUUCAUAGAAAUAUGCAAAUAUAACCUACAGUCAUCUGCUUCUGCCAAAACAGUGAGCCAAGAAAGGGAAAUCAUGGAUUACUGGAUUCAUAUAUGUCCUGCUUCCAUCAAAAUUGAGUACAGUACGCCUAUUGAUCUCAAAAGAACAAGGCUCAAGCCCUUAAUGCACGUUUGAGUUGCUAUUUAGCUCUUUUUCAAAAGAAUUAUAAAGCAAUCCUUGUGCAUCCUUUACUUUUAGCCUAGAUAUUUUAUACUUACAAAACCCCUUCAGUUCACCAGGAAGUUUCCUAGAAUAAAUAAUAAGGCAUAAUUUGUGAAAGGACUAUAACAAAUUAAUCUAUUCAUGGUCAGUGUAAGUGUGUUCUCCUAGGAACUCUGGUGUACUUUGCUCUUACACUGACAAUUUAUGAUGGCCCUGAGAAGGAUAUAUUUGAAUGGGUCAGAAAUACAACCACUAACUUGUAAAAAAAAAAUCAUGGGAAUUAAACAUAUUGCACUGAUGAUGAGACAUAUCAAUUUCAUUUUAUUUCCUUAUUAAUAACUUUAAACAGACAAAAUGCAUAUUGUAAUGUUGGGUACAUGACACUUGCAUGUUGCUAUGCCUAUAUACUUACAAAGUAUUCAAUGUGUACUUGGUGGCGCUUAAAAAUGUCAUGUACAAUUCUUCUAAACAUUCUUACAGGGUUCCCAUUUGCACUUCAUCUUUCAGAAAAGUCUUGUCAGAAAAUUGUCUGAUGAAUAUUAUUGAAAAAAAAUAAAAUUUCAAUUUUAGUUAUCUGUUG